UGUCUUUCGGGGUGAGCCGAAGGUGGCGGCCGAGAACAUGAGCUGAGCAGUCUUUAUCUUAUCAGGCUCGUUUCCCCGAGUUCUGCGUACUGUCUUUAGAAAGCUUCAUUUCCGCCAUGAGGCGUCCUCACGUGGCAUAAUGAGUCGCUCCAGGAAGACUUGCUGUUGUUGUUGAGAACAUGCACUUUGAUGCCUGGCAAGUGUGACUCAAAUGUGAGAUUAAAGUUCAGCUAAGGGUUUUAACAUAAUCACUUUUGGCAGCCCUCGUUUAGUGUACUACUGUGCUGUUGACUUUUUUCAAAGUAUUAGACAAAAUGGCUGCCGAGGUUUGUCACAUUCUGUUUUAAUGUAUGCAGUUGUUCAUAAGUUGAGACAUUUCAGGUCAAAUAAAAGGAGACGCAGCAGAUGUGUUGCAAAAUUACGUGAGUGCUUUUCACUCGCCAGAAACGGGAAGUCAACCAGAAGUCUGCCUCACACAAACCACUCCGUCCCGAACACACCCCUCAACUAUUGGUUCCAUGGGGGCAGUUGUCACCACAGUAGGUCGUCCAAUACUGUAACUUACCUUUAGAGCAAAGUCGAAGUGCAUACGUAGACAGAAGAGAAGGAGGAGGAGGAGGAAGAAGGAGAAAUUAUUGUUGGUAACAGGCAGAGUUGUCUGUCAUCAGAGAGCUCAUCGCUGGGGAUUUCUUAAUUUUGAUGGAUUCCUAGAAGAGUGCUGAGUUCAGGUGCUGAUAUGUGUUCAUGAUGAGCAGUUUGGGGGAGAACUCCAUGGAAACUCUGAUCUCAGAAAACCGGAAACGCAAACUCUCCACUUGCGACACACCUGGUCUCGGGAGUGACAGGAAGCGGCGGGAGCAAGAAAGCAAGUACAUCGAGGAGCUGGCUGAGCUGAUCUCGGCUAACCUCAGCGACAUCGACAGUUUCAAUGUCAAACCGGACAAAUGCGCCAUCCUCAAAGAGACGGUGCGGCAGAUCCGACAGAUCAAAGAGCAGGGAAAGGCUUCCAUCAGCGACGAUGUUCAGAAAUCUGACGUUUCCUCAACAGGUCAGGGUGUCAUUGACAAAGACCACCUAGGGCCUCUUCUGCUGCAGGCUUUGGAUGGCUUCCUGUUUGUGGUGAACCGAGAGGGCAGUAUUGUGUUUGUGUCGGACAACGUGACACAGUACCUGCAGUACAAGCAGGACGAGCUCAUCAAUACCAGCGUCUACAACAUUCUACACGAAGAAGACAGGGAGGAGUUCCACAAAAACCUGCCCAAGACCAACAUAAAUGGAGUGUCGUGGGGAAACGAGGCAGCCCGACAGAAGAGUCACACCUUCAAUUGCCGAAUGCUUGUCAAAUUUGGCCACCCACAUGGCGCUAUGGAGGAGGGACCAGGAGGGCCACGCUAUGAGACCAUGCAAUGUUUUGCCCUUACGCAGCCAAAGGCCAUGAUUGAGGAGGGUGAAGAUCUGCAGUCAUGUAUGAUUUGCGUGGCCCGUCGGGUUACAGCUAUGGAGAGAACGGAGAGCUUCAAUACAAGGCAUGAGCUUUCAGGUAAACUAAUCCAGAUUGACCAGAAUUCUCUGCGAGCAUCAGUGCGUCCAGGCUGGGAGGAUUUAUUGAGGCGUUGCAUUCAGAUGUUCCUCCAGCAUAGUGACGGGCAACCCUGGUCCCACAAACGCCACUAUCACGAGGCUUUUCUGCAAGGCCACGCCGAGACACCGCUUUAUCGCUUCUCCCUGUCAGACGGUACGCCGGUCACAGCGCAGACAAAGAGCAAAUUGUACCGGCAUCCAAUGAGCAACGAGCCGCAAGGUUUCAUCUCGACUCAUCUCCUUCAGAGAGAACCCAAUGGUUACCGCUCAUCUCAGGCCGGCAACAUGAUGCCCAACAGCAUGAGACAGCAGCCCAUGGGAGCCCCCAACCCAAAUGCCCAAAUGAACAUGAACCCAAGUGGCGGGAUGGUGAUGGGAGGCAUGGGCGGCAUGAACCGGGGCUUCGGAAUGAACGAGCAUGGCCACAUGGGCCACAUGGGUCAGAUGGGUGGCUGCUCUGCAUAUGGAGGAAGUAGUGGGGCUGGGGGUGGAGCCAUGGGUAACCGCAUGAUGCAGAUGGGUCAGAUGGGCCAUAUGAGUCAGAUGAGUCCUAUGAAUAACCCAAACCAAGGCAUGCAGCAGCACCACCAGCAUCAGCCCCCCUUUCAGAGUAGCGGAGGCUUUGGGCUAAGUGGCUUGAACAGCCCUUCAGGAAGCCCUCGGAUGGGCGCUCCCCAGUCAGGACUCCUAAUGUCACCCCGGAAUCGAGGAAGUCCAAAGAUGGGCUCCAAUCAGUUUUCUCCUGGAGGCAUGCACUCUCCCAUGGGUGGCAUUUGCAGCGGUGGAGGAGGAGGCGGUGGGAACACCACAACCUACUCCAGCAGCUCCCUUAAUGCCUUACAAGCCAUCAGUGAAGGAGUAGGGAACUCCAUUCCCUCCACGCUGAUGUCUCCUUCGCCAGUCCAUAAACCAGAUAGCUCUCCAAGUGUCCACUCCUCUUCUUCCUCUCAGCCAAACCAAAUGGCCAAACCAAGUCAGGAUGGGCCCAAAAGCCCAGCAGGAGGUUUAGGGCCUGGGACUGCCGAGCAUCCCCACCCUUUGCACCAUCAUCAGCAUCCACAGGCUGAAGGUUCUGGAGACAGACCCGACAGCCAGGCAGCUACAACACCUAAAGAGUUAGCAGAUGGCGGAGGCGAGACUCCUGCGGUAACGUCGGAGCCAAACCGAAGGGUACCGGAAAGUAAGGGCCAUCGGAAAUUGCUGCAGCUGCUGACUUCGCCAACUGAGGAGCUCGCAAUGGGUGGAAGUGGACCUCCAGUGCCUCCUGCUCCGCAACCGUCAAACAACAGUAGUACUCCAGCAGCCUCCGAAAGUAAAGACCCAACUGGGGGGAUGACUAGCCCCUCAGCCACUGGGGUGUCCUCCUCCUCCUCUGUUAAUGCCAAUUCAAACCAAACGAGUGGCUUGGGGGCAGUGUCGGCUUCAGCCAGCUACACAGGAUCACUCCAAGAAAAGCACAAGAUUCUCCACAAGCUACUCCAGAAUGGCAAUACACCCGAUGAAGUAGCGAAGAUCACAGCGGAGGCGACGGGCAAGGUGGUACUAGGCGGCCAAGAGGGCAGUGAAGUAGGUUCUGGAGUUCCGGGGUCUGGGACCGGCUCCGGCUUAAUCAUUGAACCGAAGCAGGAGCAGCUUAGCCCCAAGAAGGAGAAGACCCAUGCCCUUCUCCACUAUCUCCUCAACAAGGACGAUUCCAAAGAGCCAGUGGACAUCAAACCCAAACUGGAGGAGCUAGAAGGCAAGGGACCCUUGGCGACAGCUUGCGGUCCUUCACGUGGUGGCCCGGGCCAUGUUCCUGAACAUCAUGAGAGCAAGAUCAAGUCAGAACCACCUGAUGACUUGCACAACCUUGAGUCUAUCCUGGGGGAUCUUAGAGGGACCGGCUCUGAUUUUUACCCGGAUCAGGCAGGAGGCGCUGGGCCAACUGACAGCAGCAAACCCCAGGGUUGCCUUGAUGACAGUCUUCAGGAGAGUCCAGGUUUGGGACCAGGGCCUCGAGUGCCAUUCCAGAGGACCUUGUCCGUAGAUGGGAAGCUUUCUGGAAGCCUUGGAGGAGGAGCAAGGCGCCCCAUGAUUGUCAAGCAGGAGAAUAUGAUGGGAAGCCCAGACAGCUAUCCAGGAAAUAUGGGACCAAUCAAUAGGGCUAUGGCUACCCAGAGGUCUCCCAUGGGGGCAUCCGGAGACUGGUCUAUAUCCCGCUCCAGUCCCAGUCCAGUGGGUUCAUCGGUUCACCCCUCCAUGAUGCGUCCCAACAUGGAGUACAACAGUAGCAAAGGAAUGAUGACAGGUCCCAUGGUGAGCCGCUCUACCAGUAACCCGGGUUCCAGGUCUAUGCUACAGCAGCAGCUCAUGGAUAUGGGAGGCUCCACUGACAUGAUGAUGAGUGUGGGUUCCUUCAACCAGCAAGGCCACCACAAUCCUUCGUGGCCUGACACUCUAAUGGGGAUGGAAGGCAACAGACGCCAGUUUGCAAACACUUUAGAUGAACUUCUGGCACCGCCCACAACCAGCGAGGGUCAGAGUGACGAGCGGGCGCUCCUAGACCAGCUGGAUUCGCUUUUGAACAACACAGAUGGCACCGCGCUUGAGGAGAUAGACAGGGCCCUCGGCAUCCCGGACCUUGUCAGUCAGACGCAGGGAGCAGAACAAUCAUUGGAGCCUUUUCCGGGACAAGAACCUUCCAUGGUUCUGGACCAGAAACCUCUUUAUGGACAAGGCUAUCCCGGACCCCCUAGCAUCGCCAUGCAGACCGGCUAUGGAGGGAAUCCUAUGCAGGGGCAACCUCAGCAAGGCGCAUUUGGACCCAUGCUGUCACAAAUGGGCCAAAGUAAUAAUUUCCCCGGCAUGGGUGGAAUGGGGAACAUGGGGCACCCCCGGGCCAAUAUGAUGAGGCCCAGGAUGAUGAGUGCUAACAAACCCAUGAGGCUCCAGUUGCAACAAAGGCUGCAGGGACAGCAGUUCAUGAAUCAGACACGGCAGGCCAUGGGCAUGAAGAUGGAGAACCCUGGAGGCAACCCCGGCAUGAGGCCUGCUAUGCAGGCGGGCAUGCCUGGACAGCAGGGCUUCCUGAAUGCUCAGAUGAUGGCUCAGCGCAGCAGGGAGAUGGUGACCAUGCAGAUGAGAAGGCAGCGCAUGAUGAUGCUGAUGCAGCAGCAGCAACAGGCAGCUGCAGGUGGAUUCAGCCCCCCGCCUAAUGUCACAGCCCCUGGCGGCAUGGACAGUAGUGUGGGAGGACCCAACAUGGGUCAGCCUGGCCCGCAGCAAUUUGCUUAUGGAGGGAAUUACGGUAUGAGUCAGCAGGGAGAGCCCUCGUUUGGCCCAUCUGUUGCCAGCAGUCCUCCGAACGCCCUGAUGACGGGCCGCAUGGCGACUCAAAACGCCAUGAUGCAACAACACCAACAGGGCGGUCCCGUGUAUCAGAGUGCGGAAAUGAAGGGCUGGUCACAGGGUGGCAUGGGACGCAACAGUUCGUACCCUCCGCAGCCGUUUGGCCAACAAGUGCCUCCGGGACAGCAGCAGUUUGGGCAGCAAGGAAAUCCGGCCCAGUACGGGGGCAUGAUGAUGAACGGUGGCAUGGCGUCUGGUGGAGGAGCAGGUCACAUGGGUCAGAUGGGAGGACAGAUGGGAAUGAAUCCAAUGGUGAUGGGGCGCAUGAUGGGGCAAGAUCAAAAAUAUUGCUGAGCUUCAUGGGAGGACAUAUUGACGUGUGGGAAACACACCACUGGGGUCACAAGCCUUUGGAUUUCUGGCUUGGAGGGCAGACGUGGGGAAAUUUCACAAACACUGUGACACACACACUCACUCACACUCGUUGAGAUAACUUUGCGAAACCCCGCCGAGUGCAGUUUGAUAUUUCUGUCCAAACAGGUGCUCAUGUAGACACGCUCCACUUGUUGGCCGGUGUCAGUGGGCACGAUGAGCUCAUGGCAUGGAUGGCUGGAUGGAUGGCUCGUUCAUGUGUAGCUCCAAAGCCUCCUUUGUCGAAUGUACCGUGUAACUGCAUUUUCCUCAGUACCGUUCUUUAAGUUCCCUCGCUUCCGACGGAGGUGCCGACAGUAACGAUGGUUGUAGAGCCGAAGCAAGCCGGCGGAUUGUGACACUCAGAUGAAUGUCAGGAAAGAAGCAGCACAUUCUUUCAUCCUCCGAGACUCGGCGGGCUAGCGUACAACUGAAUUACGUGUUGGCUGAUUGCACUUUAAGGAGAGGCCGGCCGGCAUCAACGGGAUUGUGGCACGACAGAGGCCUUUACUCGAGUUUGAACCCAGAGCAGAAGGUGUUUCCAGUUUUUUUGAACGUUUGGAUCAUUUGAGGGUGGGUGGGCGAUAUUUUGAAAAUGGGCUUGAGAAUCUCCCUCUUAAGUGGGAACCAGUAGAAAGGUAGCAAGCACAGAUUUUACAACACUUUGUCGUCAGUGUACCAAUUUAUGAUAAGACCAGAAAUUGAGGGCGGGGAAAAAAAACAAAAGAUCCUUUUAAAAACACAACUGACGUAUAUUUAUACAGAUUCAAGAGGAGGAGGUUUUAUCAAUCCAGAGGAAAUUUUUUUAAAUCAGAAAGUUGAAGAUAUUUUGGUUACCUGAAAUUUUCAUUGUUUGAACAUACAGAAAUUGAAAAGUGGCCAAGUUGAUGUGUAUGUAAAUUCACACUGUAAGAUAACUAGAUUUCUAGCAAUAAUCCUUCCUCCUGGUUCUCGUCUGUGUUGAAGCAUCAGUUCCUCAAAGUGGCGGUACUGCAGUAUUAGACACAAUGUCUUGUUGGAAAUCCUUUAACUGUUAAUAGUAAUUGUAAAUAUUCUUCAAAUGUACUAUAAAGUAUAUAAUUAUAGUAUAUAUGCUUUUGUAGGUCACAUACUUUUUUGCACAGAUUGCAAGGCUUAAUAUUUAAUUGUCUUAUUCCAUCAUAGGUCAUGUUUUAUUUGAAAGACUUUAACCCUUGGUUGGAAAAAGAAGUCCUGAAAUUGUUUUGAAAGCAGUACAUGUAUAAUUUCUUUCGGACCGCACUUGCAUCCUCUCAAAAAGCACUUUUUGUUGUAAUUUUCAAAUCAUUAUUUUUAUUUUAUUAGGGUAUAAGCUUUGAUAUAGAGGUGCUAAUAAAUAAAAGGUAAAAAAAAAUAAAAAAUUGCAGGGCUAUAUUUAAAAUAUAUUCAAAAAGAGUUGUUUUUGCCUCAUCAUUGUGUAGGGGCUAGAAAUGCUAGCGGUAAUCUGGAUUUUGCCAAUGGGCUCCUUGCACACAGCGCUGUGAUGUCAUAUCCAUGACCAACAACUACACGAGCCGUCUAUUCAUUCAUCUUAAGUAAACAGCGUACAGAGUAUGAGCCGUAGAAAAUUGUAGUGUCACUAACAAAACAUUUUAGAAUCGAUUAUUCCACCGAUUACUCUGACCUCUUGAAAUAACACUUAGGUUUGCCAAAGUUGUGCAUUUAAGUAGCACAAAGUAGCUUUGCAGUAUUUAUGCAAAACUUUUUUUUAAAUGUGUAUCGUUUUUUUUUUUACCCUGGGCAUCGGUUUCCUUUGAGUGUAUUCCUCCAUGGUAGUCCCCAUUGAACGCAUCUUUCGACAACAAAUGGCCAUUUG
Molecule: messenger RNA, 7153 nt
Organism: Syngnathus acus (greater pipefish)
Lineage: Eukaryota; Metazoa; Chordata; Actinopteri; Syngnathiformes; Syngnathidae
Product: nuclear receptor coactivator 3-like
Exons: 22
Coding region: 745-5262 (1505 amino acids)
Biological process (GO): positive regulation of transcription by RNA polymerase II; cellular response to hormone stimulus
Cellular component (GO): nucleus
Molecular function (GO): protein dimerization activity; nuclear receptor binding
Source: RefSeq, a predicted model, not a curated record